CUGCCGAGUAGAGAGGCUUCCUCUCCCUAGAGAUUUGCAUACAUCCACUUCCUGCUUUGAGAGCCUGCUCUACCACUUACCUGGACCUGGAGAGGGCGAGGGAGGUCUGAGCAGCCCAAGGUGGAGCCCCGCGAGCUAGAGCUAGCGACCACCCCCUGGGGCUGGCUGUGUGUGGACAUCUUAGAAACUAGGAUGAAUCGAAGCAUUCCGGUGGAGGUGGAUGAAUCAGAACCAUUCCCGAGUCAGUUGCUGAAACCCAUCCCAGAAUACCCCCCGGAAGAGGAAUUGGAACCACCUGCUCCAAAUACAAUGAACAUGGCGCCCAGAGGCUUGUCUGCACUCCGAUGCCCUUCCCUGAAACUUGCCAAUCACCAGCCUGUGUCACAGCAGGUGGCCUGCCUGCGCACCAAAGUCCUGGAGGAGAGUGAGGCCAGUUUCUUUAGAAGGCACCCUGAUCCUGGCAAAGGUGUUUCCUUGUGCUGGUCCGAAGCCAGCGAGGCUGAGGCUGAGGCUGAGGCUGAGCUGGGAGCCCUCUCUCCAGAGCACCGGUUUCCACUUACGGAAAAACGCACUGGAUGGCUGGGAUCUCAGCUUUCAGCAGCUUCUCCCGACACUGGCCACGACUCAGACAAAUCGGACCCAACUUUAUCUAAUGCUUUGGCAGACUCCUCCAGUGGUGGCCAAGAGACGAUGUCCCGGCCUCGGCCCCACAGGAACAGAGCAGCCCCAGAUGUGCCCACGAUAGACACCGGGUAUGAUUCCCAGCCCCAAGAUGUCUUGGGCAUCAGGCAGCUGGAAAGGCCACUGCCCCUUACCUCCACAUGUUACCUGCAGGAUCUCCCUGGGCCUCUGAGGUCCAGAGAGUUCCCUCAGUUUGAACUGCAGAGGUAUCCAGCGCAUGCGCAGAGGCUGCCUGUCAGUCCUUCCCCACAAGUGCCAUGGAACUAUCAGUACCAUUGUGCCGGAGGGCCCUAUCACCAGGUGCCAUAUGGUCCUGGGUACCCUCCAGCAGCCUACCAGCAAGUCAUCCAGCCUGCUCUGCCUGGGCAAGCCCUUCCUGGGGCAAGGAUGAGAGGUCAGCACCCUGUGCAGAAGGUCAAUCUGAAUUACCCCAGCCCCCAGGACCAAGAAGAGAGGCCUGCGCAGAGAGACUUCUCUUCCCCAAGGCUCCUAAGGGACCAGCUCUACCACCCACCUUCCAAUGGAGCUGGAACGCCCGAGCAGUCCUUGGACCAUCCUGCAGAGCUGAGACCACAAGGUCCCCAGGCAGCACCCCCAGCAGCUGUGCCUAGACCCCCUAGCAACCCCUUAGCCCGAGGAACUCUAAAAACCAGCAAUUUGCCAGAGGAAUUACGGAAAGUCUUUAUCACUUAUUCUAUGGACACGGCCAUGGAGGUGGUGAAAUUUGUGAACUUUCUGUUGGUGAAUGGCUUCCAAACUGCGAUUGAUAUAUUUGAGGAUAGAAUCCGGGGUAUUGAUAUCAUUAAAUGGAUGGAGCGCUACCUUCGAGAUAAGACAGUGAUGAUAAUCGUAGCAAUCAGCCCCAAAUACAAACAGGAUGUGGAAGGCGCUGAGUCGCAGCUGGACGAUGACGAGCAUGGCUUACAUACCAAGUACAUUCAUCGCAUGAUGCAGAUCGAGUUCAUAAAUCAAGGAAGCAUGAAUUUCAGAUUCAUCCCUGUGCUUUUCCCAAAUGCCAAGAAGGAGCACGUGCCUACUUGGCUUCAGAACACUCAUGUUUACAGCUGGCCCAAGAAUAAGAAAAACAUCCUGCUGCGGCUCCUUCGAGAGGAAGAGUACGUGGCUCCUCCCCGUGGUCCUCUGCCCACCCUUCAGGUGGUGCCUUUGUGACACCAGCCAUCUCCAG
This is a messenger RNA of Acomys russatus (golden spiny mouse), 1867 nucleotides long. RefSeq names its product TRAF3 interacting protein 2 (gene Traf3ip2). Bases 193 to 1851 code for a protein of 552 amino acids. Gene Ontology annotation, biological process: humoral immune response; positive regulation of canonical NF-kappaB signal transduction. The transcript is spliced from 9 exons. The record is from RefSeq and is a predicted model, not a curated record. NCBI's taxonomy places the organism in Eukaryota, Metazoa, Chordata, Mammalia, Rodentia, Muridae.